ACCAGCUACAGUUCCUUCCGACAGAGGCAGGAUACAAGAGUGGCUGCUUUCUGCACGCCGAGCACAUCACAGGGACACUGCUGGGCACUGGGACAAUGCCACACUUUUUCUCUCACAACUUCCUCUUGCUAGCAGGCCUGUGUUGUCUGCUCCCUGGACCCCAGAAUACAGGUGCCUCAGACCUCAACAAGAAGCGAGAAAGCACCCAAUGCCAGAAUUUUGCCCCUACCAUCACCAAUAUAUCUUUGUUCUUGCUCCAAAAGGCAAUCCAUUGGCCAGAACACACCAACUUGGUGUUUUCCCCAGUGAGCAUUAUAGCUGCCUUCGCAAUGCUCUCCCUGGGAACUAAGGGAAAUACUCACAAACAAAUCCUAAAUGGGAUGGGGUUCGAUCUCAUGAAGAUGCCUGAAACGAAGAUCCACAAAUGCUUCCAGCAUCUCAUCCACACAUUCCUCCAGCCAAACCACCAGCUCCACAUGACCAUAGGUAGCAGCCUGUUCGUUCAUAAGAAUCUGAAGGUGGAGAGCAAGUUCAAAAAGGCAGCUAUGGAGCUGUACAACUCAGAAACCAUCCCCAUCAACUUCAAAGACAUUCAAGCAGCCAAGACGCAGAUCAACAAGCACGUGAUGAAAGGAAGCUAUGGGCAUGUACUAAAGGUGGUUGGGGACCUGCCCAUUGACACAGUUCUUGCCCUGGUGAACUUCAUCUCCUUCGAUGGAGUCCAGAUUGGUGAAUUUGAAGCUGAGCGUUUGGACAAAUUAGAGUUCCAACUAGAUACAGGCAAGGUGGUUACAGUGCCCAUGGUCAAACGCCAGGGCAAAUUUUACCUGCUCAAGGAUAAUACUCUGUCCAGCUGGGUGCUGAUGCAGCCCUAUGUAGGGAAUAUCAUGGCCUUCUUCAUCUUGCCAGAUGUAGGAAAGAUGGAGGAACUGAUACAAAACCUGAGUCAUGAGUGUCUCAACAGCAUCCACAAACGCAUUAAAACAAGGAGUUCCAACUUGUCUUUCCCCAAAUUUACCAUUUCUACAACCUACGACCUGAAGAAAGUCAUGAAUACUCUGGGCAUCACCCAGAUCUUCAGCAACAGGGCUGAUUUCUCAAAAGCCAUAAGGGAUGAACAUGUGAAGCUGUCCAAGGCUAUGCAUAAGGCUGUGCUGGGAGUUGAAGAUAAACAGUGGGAAGAAUUGGACUUUCCUGAUUUGCACAAGAAUUUGCUGCCUGAUGGCCCCUCUGUGGAGUUCAACAGGUCCUUCCUAGUCAUCCUCAAAGAUAUAACCUUCAACCUUCCUUUUCUCAUGGGCAAGAUAAAGGAUCCCAAAACAAAAUAGUCACACUUGAGCACCAGUUCCACUCUCCCCACCAGGUUCUUUCCCCAGAUGACUUCCAGCGUGGGCAUCACAUGUAACUGGGGGGUGGAGGCUACUUCUGCUCAUCCCGGGUAUAGAUGGCAAUGCCAAACCAAAGUAGAUGAUAAAUAAAUAAAUAAAUGUUUUUAAAAAGGCUGCUUAUCCAAGUCCCGCUUGGUAAACAAAUGACUUCACUGGGUGUUCUUUAUGAGAGUGUGGGUUCAUGGUUAUUUACAGGAGCAUGAACUUUUUAGAAGCUACGUGUUUGAACAGCCUAACAGCAACGUGGGAGGAACAUCAGGAGAGCAGUGUGACUGAAAUUCCUUACUUGACUUACAGGCAGCCAUAUCAGGGAAGCGACCCCCAUCUUGGCAGUAAUCUACUGCUUAUAUCACCUCAGGAAGGGGUCUGGGAAAUCUUGUCUCUCCAGCCUCUGAGGUUCCUCUCCCUCCAUGAGAAAACGUUC
This is a messenger RNA of Mesocricetus auratus (golden hamster), 1812 nucleotides long. Its product is annotated as alpha-1-antiproteinase-like. Lineage: Eukaryota; Metazoa; Chordata; Mammalia; Rodentia; Cricetidae. Bases 96 to 1328 code for a protein of 410 amino acids. The record is from RefSeq and is a predicted model, not a curated record. The transcript has 5 exons. Gene Ontology annotation, molecular function: serine-type endopeptidase inhibitor activity. Gene Ontology annotation, biological process: negative regulation of endopeptidase activity.